This is a messenger RNA of Pungitius pungitius (ninespine stickleback), 6365 nucleotides long. RefSeq names its product shroom family member 4 (gene shroom4). Gene Ontology annotation, biological process: actin filament organization. Gene Ontology annotation, molecular function: actin filament binding. The transcript has 12 exons. Gene Ontology annotation, cellular component: adherens junction; apical junction complex; cortical actin cytoskeleton. Lineage: Eukaryota; Metazoa; Chordata; Actinopteri; Perciformes; Gasterosteidae. The record is from RefSeq and is a predicted model, not a curated record. The coding region runs from base 116 to 5281 and encodes 1721 amino acids.
GUUGUCGGAGCCGCGAUGGAGAAGCCGAGGCACCGCUACCGGCGCCGCUAGCUAGCAACGACCGAGCCGGGCUAACUGCCGCCCGCGAGCCGGCGGGAGAGACGCAGAGACCGCGAUGGAGACGGUGGAGCAGCUCGUCUCCUUCCACCACGUUCAGGUCCAGUUGAGCGGGGGCGCGCCCUGGGGCUUCACCCUGAAAGGAGGGCUCGAGCACGGGGAGCCGCUCAUCAUCACCAAGAUCGAGGACGGAGGGAAGGCCGCCCUGUGCGCCAAGCUGAGGGUCGGCGACGAGCUGGUGAACAUCAACGGGUCGGCGCUCUACGGCAGCCGGCAGGAGGCCCUCAUCCUCAUCAAGGGGUCCUACCGCCUCCUGAAGCUCGCCGUCAGGAGGCGCAGCGUUCCCGUCCUCAGGCCUCACUCCUGGCACCUGGCGAAGCUGUCGGAGCCGCCGCUCCCCCUCCCUCCUCCCCCGUCUCUUCCCCCUCCCCGCCUCCCCGCCGCCGACUCCCCUCCUCUCCCCCCUCCUCCGCCCCCCCUGUCUGCCAUGCAGCUCCACCCCGGCUCCUACCCCCCACCCUGGCACGCAGCGGACCACAGUGACCUGUCCUUGCCGUGGGGUCAGCUGUCCAGACCGUACUCCUCCACCGAGCGAAGCAGCUCCCUGGGCUCCAUGGAGAGCCUGGACGCGCCGCCGCCCGCCGCGCCGCCGUCCCCCGACUCCCGGGACUCGCCCGGCGACCCCCCCCUCUUCAACAACAAGAGGGACUCGGCCUACAGCUCCUUCUCCGCCAGCUCCAACGCCUCCGACUGCGCCGCCGUGCCGCUGCGCCCGGGGGACGCCGGCUCCAUGGACAACCUCCUGCACGCCGGCGGCGAUGCCUCCACCCCGGGGGGGGCGCCCGGCGAGGUGACGCCCGCCUCGCUCAAGUCCAGGUCCCUGACCAGGCCCAGAGCGAGGCCCGUCCAGGUGAAGGAGAGGCCCUCGUCCUGCUGCUACGAGGGAGGAGACUCUGUGAGGAAGAUGAACCCUCCUCUUCCUCCCACCAGGACGGACAGCUUCAGGGCGACCCGGACCCGGCCGCGCGGCGCCAACAAGCGCUGCGUCUCCGCUCCGGUCGAGAUUGCCGGCGUUCCUUUUGACUUUGAGGACGUCGAGUCGGGGACGCUGAACGGCUUCGAGGGGAGCGUCCAAAGUGGGGACGGCGAGGACUCGAGUGCAGACGCCGUCUCAGCAGCGACCUCAGGUCGCGUCUCUGACGCAGCGGUGGCGUGCCCUCGGCCAAAGGAGCCGCCGGUCGAGCUCGGGGCCGAUCAACCCGGGGCCCCCUCCGAUGUCUCCACGUGGGACGACCGGGACGCGUCUCACUAUCCCGUCCACGCGCCCUCAGGACAGUGGGGGGGCGGCGCUGCCCCUGGGGACUCGAUGGGGGCGAGCGCCCCCGAGGACGCCGGCGCGACGCUGGGGAGGGAUUUUCAGCCUCUGAGUGCUGCCGCCAGUGUGGACACGUUACUGGGGGGGCACAGGGAGUCGGGUAAAGGCGGGAGAAGUAAGGAGGACGCGGCAGAAGAGGCGGACAUGAGGAAGUCGCCGGCGUCCAGGAACCAUCGCCGGAACCGCCGCCGCGGUGAGCGCUUCGCCACCAACCUCCGCAACGAGAUCCAGAGGAAGAAGGCCCAGCUUCAGAGGAGCCGGGGCCCGGGGGGGCUGCUCUGCAGCGGGGAAACCGUCCAGGAGGAAGAGGGGCCGGACCUCAGCGAGGAGGGGGCGGAGCCUGAACCGCCUCCCCGGGAGGGAAGCGCCGCGGUUGCGUUCGCCUCGCCUGCUGGCCCCCCCCCCGACGGCGCCGCCGGCCGGGCACAGAACCCCGAGGCAGCGAGAGCCUGGAGCGACUCGAGGGAAGACGCGUCGCGGACCUGGUCGACGCCCCGCGCUCCAAACCACGCCCCCUCCGGGACCGUCCAGAUCCUGGACCCGGGGCUGCCGGAUUUCGGGGUGGGCGUCCGCGUCGUGGAGGAACCGGCACCGGCCGGGAAAGCCCGCCGCUGGCGCUGGACCCCCGAGCACAAGCUCCAACCGGAGCCCCCGGCUCGGUGCGGAGCCUCGGCCCACAGGGCGGCGGGGGCGCGGCACGCCGCCGGCGCCUGGUGCGGCUCCUCCUCCUCCUCCUCCUUCUCCUCCUCCUCCUCCUACGCUCCCCGGCCGCAGGAGUCCGACAUCCUCCCCUUCGCCGAUAGGAUGAAGUUCUUCGAGGAGACGAGCAAAGGCGCGUCGGACCCGUCGAGCCGCAGGCAGAAGAAGCCCCUCCAUCACCCGGAGCCCCGGGGGGGGGAGGUCACCCAGAGGAGGUACUCCUACCAGGGGGGGGGGCAGAGGGACAGUGACCCAAACACUGUGGAGGCCAGGAGGAUGUCAGUGAGCACGGAGAGGGAGAGGGUAAGGCAGUGGGAGAGGGAAGGACAGAGGGAAGGACAGAGGGAAGGACAGAGGGAAGGACAGAGGGAAGGACAGAGGGAAGGAGGGGAGGACGGCGCUCGUUUUUACGGCACCAAAGAAAGAAACGAAGACUAUCAACGCGAUGCGCGGCCCCACGCGCCCCCCCCCGGGCUCCCCCGAGACGAAGCCCCGAGGUCGGCCUUCCAUCCCGUCAGCGCUCCGCCCCACCUCCCUGAGGACCAGCAGCCCCCCCCCCGGGGGCACAGAGCGAGGAGCUACACCCAGACGGAGAUGCAUCCCGCCCGGCAACAGGAAACGACCACGCUCAACAGGAAGUGCAGCCUGACGGAGAGGGACUCCAGCUGGAGGCGGGAGUCCAGGCCCCCAGAGCACCACCAGCACCACCAGGGUCCCCGGGGCUCCUCUGCUCCGCCUCCGGCUCCUCUGUCGCUGCGAGGGCGGGCCAUGUCCGAAAACGACCUCCGCUUUGACGGCGCCGGCGCCGGCUACCGCUGGCCGUCCGUGUCCGUGGCGACCAGCCAGAGCCUGAGCGAGGUGGAGGAAGGGGCGGGCGGAGUCGGGGGGGUAGAGGCCGCCGGCGCUAACAGAAAGAAGACGCCGCCUCCGCCAAGACCACCGCCGCCCAAGUGGGAGCAGUUCCACCGGCGCCGUGCGUCUCACCACGCCUUGUUCGCCUCCUCUCCUCCGUCCCUGGACGCCGCAGAGUCACGCCCCCGCUCCUCCUCCUGCGUCCCUCCACCCGAGACGUCCCGACUGAGGUCCUACAGCCUUCCGCCGGAGAGACAGGAAGUGACCGAGGGAUGCCCGCGAUGCAGCUGCAGCCAAACCAGGGAUCUGCCCAACGCCUCGUCCAACCAGAAUCAAGCACAGAUGCAGGAGCAACGCUUCAGCCACGCCUCGUCCAAUCAGAUGCAGGAACAGCGCUUCAGCCACGCCUCGUCCAAUCAGACGCAGGAACAGCGCUUCAGCCACGCCUCGUCCAAUCAGAUGCAGGAACAGCGCUUCAGCCACGCCUCGUCCAAUCAGACGCAGGAACAGCGCUUCAGCCACGCCUCGUCCAAUCAGAUGCAGGAACAGCGCUUCAGCCACGCCUCGUCCAAUCAGAUGCAGGAACAGCGCUUCAGCCACGCCUCGUCCAAUCAGAUGCAGGAACAGCGCUUCAGCCACGCCUCGUCCAAUCAGAUGCAGGAGCAACCUUUCAGCCCCGCCUUGUCCAACCAGAAUCAAGCACAGAUGCAGGAACAGCGCUUCAGCCACGCCUCGUCCAAUCAGACGCAGGAACAGCGCUUCAGCCACGCCUCGUCCAAUCAGACGCAGGCACAGAUGCAGGAACCGCGACUCGGCCAUGCUUCGUCCAAUCAGAAUCAAGCUGAACCCCUGGAGAUGAGUUUCACCGUUGCUCCGCCCAGUCCCAUGUUCUCUAGGAGGAGCUUCAGGCCCGUGGCCCCGCCCCCAAAAGAGAGGGACCAGAAGGGCAUGUAUGGCGAACAGCAGGAGAGGGUGGAGGUCUUACCAUCGCUGCCUCCGCCUCCCGCUCCGCCAGCAGAGAUCGCCGUGAUCAGGUUAUCCGAGGGGAGGGGCCGGGAAAGGGUGACGGCGAAACCGGAGGCGAGACCCGGAGCCGCGUGGAACAGAGAUCACAGCGACCCCAACGGCGGCGACUCGCCCCGGGAGUCCUACUUCUCCAUGGACCACGAGCAGCGCCAGCGCCGCGCCAGCGGGGGCUUCCGGAGCAUCGACGGGCCCCAGAAGACCCCCGAACCGGGGACGGAGUCGGAGACGACCCUCAGCCCGAGCCCCGCCCACAGCCUGGACGCGGACCUGGACGUCCCCAUGGAGACGGACAUCGACGACUUCCAGGAGGACGAGGAGGCGGCGGCGGCGGAGGACGGGCCGAUCACCAGCGAGCUGCCUUGCUUCGCGCUGCCGGUGACGGUGCUGGAGACGGACAUCGACACAGAGGCCUCGCCGCCCGGCUCGCCGGAGGGGGAGGAGCUGGAGGAGGAGCUGGAGGAGGAGCUCCAGGCCGGCGAAGCGGAGAGGCUGAGCCUGGAGGAGCUCUUCCCCCAGAGCUGUGAGGGGGAGCCGGGCCGGGAGAGCUGGAGGGGGGCCGACAGCCUGGACAGGAGGUCCGGUGCGAGCUCCAGCUGUUCGUCUUACUACAGCACGUCAGCCGCCAAAGCUCAGCUGCUGUCUCAGAUGAAGGACUUCACCGACAACAACAGGGAGGAGGACGACGAGCUGGCCUACAAGAAGCAGCUGAUGGAGAGCCUCCGCAAGAAGCUGGGGGUGCUGAGGGAGGCUCAGAGGGGACUGCAGGAGGACAUCAGAGCCAACGCACAGCUGGGGGAGGAGGUGGAGAGCAUGGUGGUGGCGGUGUGCAAACCCAACGAGGUGGACAAGUUCCGCAUGUUCAUCGGGGACCUGGACAAAGUGGUGAGCUUGUUGCUGUCGCUGUCCGGCCGGCUGCUGAGGGUGGAGACGGCGCUGGAGACGCUGCACCCCGACGCCGAGCUCCACGACCGGCUCCCCCUGCUGGAGAAGAAGCAUCAGCUCAUGAGGCAGCUGUCCGAGGCCCAGGACCUGAAGGACCACGUGGACCGCAGAGAGCAGGCCGUGAGCCGGGUGCUGGCCCGCUGCCUCUCCCCCGAGCUGCACCGGGACUACAGCCACUUUGUGAAGAUGAAGGCCGCCCUGCUGGUGGAGCAGAGGCAGCUGGAGGACAAGACCCGGCUGGGGGAGGAGCAGCUGAGGGGGCUGAGGGAGAGCCUGGGGCUCGGGAUGGGGAUCGGGAUGGGGAUGUCGAUGGGAUACGGACAUUACUGAGAACCCCCCCCCCUCCCCGUCCUCCUGCACCUCGCUGCGUUUGUCCCUCCCACGAGACGCUGCUUUGUUGUUUGUAUUUAAAUCUCCGGGUUCACACAAUCAGACUUUUUCUCCCGCCGCGCUGAGGGAAGACAUCAGAGACAUCAGAGACAUCAGAGACACUUUAGUCCCUUUCCGACGAUGCAGUAUAAGGAACUGGUAUUAUUUUUUGUAUUGACACCAGCUUUCAGCAACACGUAUAGUGUAUUAUCUCCUGUAAUACUAUAAUACCCCCCCGGCUCCACUGUACAGAAGACACUGGUGUUUAUAAUGUAGACGGUGUGUAUAUAAUGCUGCAGUUUCUUUUGAAUGACUGGAAUAGUUUGUAAAAAUUGGUUGUAAAAGACGAGGCAGAAGGAGAUGAGUCAGCGUUUACUGUAUAUUUUGUGGGUUUUUGACGUCAUCUUUCAAACCGUUAAAGUUUAGACUCCUCCGACUCUUCACCUGGUCCCACCUUACCUUCAGAGUGGAGGACAAACAGAAGCCUACAGUCCGCUAGCGUAGCUUAGCAUAAAGACAGGAACCAGGGGGGAGAGCUAGCACGGCUCUGUCUUCAAGCUAAGCUAACGUAGCUUCACAUCCAUCUUCUGUGUCCAGCUAUUGCUUUAGAAUUUGACUCAAUUAUGUUUAUUUUGUUUGUUAAAAUCCUUCCUUUACAAGCUUUAAACCUGUAAAAGCUCCAACCCGCUCUGACCACCUUUCUAAAUCAACAAGAACAAAAAUCUGCAUGUUAAAGUUCAUUAAAAGUUUCAGUUGCAGCUUUUUCUUGGAUAUUUUCCUGCUGUUUUAACGCAGAACAAACCCAGAAAAUACCAAGUAGAUUCCACGUGUAUUCUUCUACGGACGUUCCUCUAACGUAUCGACGUGACGAGAGACGAGGGAACGUUGCUUGUUGAGAUUAUUAUCUGCUGUUUUGUGUCCUUUUCUCUGUAAUUUUCUUUUUUUUGUGUGUUUGUAAAAUGCAUUACGACUUGUGUAACUGCAGAAACACUCACACGAGGAAAGAAAAGUACCAUAAAUAAUAAUAAUAGUGUUUUAAACUAGU